This is a messenger RNA of Tripterygium wilfordii, 1784 nucleotides long. RefSeq names its product APO protein 3, mitochondrial-like. The record is from RefSeq and is a predicted model, not a curated record. NCBI's taxonomy places the organism in Eukaryota, Viridiplantae, Streptophyta, Magnoliopsida, Celastrales, Celastraceae. Bases 158 to 1390 code for a protein of 410 amino acids. The transcript has 4 exons. Gene Ontology annotation, molecular function: RNA binding.
UAGGGAGAGAGAGACGACGCUCUCUUCUCUUGGCUCCGUCUCACACAGUCUCUCUAUCUUCAAGAACUGGUUCGUUAUCUGCCUUUCUAUGUCGUAACUUAUGAAUAUCAAGGCGAAGGAAAGUCCUAACCGUUUGAAUUAUUGAAGGAAGAAAUUCAUGAGGGCAGCAAUGUCAUCCUGGGGAGUUCGAAAGUUCACAAACUUGAUUGAGACAAUUGGGCUAAAGUAUUCUGCUUCCCUUAUUGGCAUUAAUCAUUUAAAGAACUUUAGUGCCUCUUAUUCUGCUGGCUCGAUUUACACAGAGCUUCCUAGGAAGCUUAAGAACUCUGAGCGGAAGCCAUGGGUUACACAUAUUAAUGAACUUAAGCGCAUAGCUAGAUUGAGAAAGAAAGAGAAGCAGAUGCCUCGUGAAAAAGUUCUGCAGCCUCCUGAAAAUGGUUUAUUGGUCAAUGAUUUAAUACCAGUUGCACAUGAAGUUUAUUCUGCUAGAGCUGAAUUAAUAACUUGCAUUUCAAGGGUUGGGAAGUGCAUACCCAUAUAUUCAUGCAGUGUUUGUGGAGAAGUUCACAUUGGUCAUCCACCACAUAAGAUCAAAACAUGCAAUAUUGCUGGUAGCCGAGCAAGCAAAGAGCACAGCUGGAAAAGUGGGGAUGCGGAACAUGUUUUGCCUCUAGUGGAGUCUUUUCAUUUAUAUGACAGACUAGGGAGAGCUGUCACUCAUAAUGAGCGGCUUCAGGUGGAUAGGAUUCCUGCUUUAGUGGAACUGUGUGUCCAAGCUGGCUUUGACAUCCCUGAAUACCCAACUAGGAGAAGGUCCAUCCCUGCUUACAGUAUGGCUGGUAGAAUCAUAGAUUUUGAACGGAGGUUCCCUAAAGGAGAUGCACCAGGGAAAGACAUAAAUCCAGGUGGAUUUUGGGAGAAGAAAAAGAAGCCAGGUGAAGCCAUUAGUUAUGCAGACUUGAAUUCGGUGGACUUGCAAGGUGUUGCCGUUAAAGGCAUGGAAGCAUGGGAGAGAAUGCGAUCAGGAGCCUCCAAACUUAUGCACAAGUAUGCUGUCCAAACAUGUGGGUACUGCCCAGAGGUCCAAGUGGGGCCUAAGGGUCACCGAGUAAGGAAUUGCCAAGCUUAUAAACACCAGAUGAGGGAUGGGCAGCACGCAUGGCAGGAGGCAACAAUUGAUGAUUUGGUUCCUCCUACGUAUGUGUGGCAUGUUAGAGAUCUGCAGAGUGUCUUACCGCUGGUGAAUGAUUUGAAGAAGUAUUACGGAAUGUUACCUGCAGUGGUGGAACUGUUUGCACAAGCUGGGGCACAGGUAGGCGAUCAUUACGAUGGUGUAAUGAGGGAAGAUGUUGCUGUUCCUGAAUUGAAUGAGGAGAAAUUGGCUGUCUGAGGCAUUGGAUUCAAUCAUGUAAGAUGCUGGGAUGAUGGUUAUGAAUUUCUUUUCUGGAUGCUUUUCUGGAGGAUGAACAUAUAAGUACCUUUUGCGGUGUUAAUGAAGUGGUAUCAGGCCUUGAUUGAUCAGUGAAUAUUUACAAAUUCGUCUAUCCUGUGCAGCAGAAGGAUUGCAACUGAUAUGGGGAUCUUGUUUCCAGAUAAUGGUCAAAACUUGUUUCAAGGAUGAUGGUCUUAGUUUCCAACUCAUGUCUCAGAUUAUCUCCAUUCACUUGUGAUUCUUUUUUCUAGAUGAAAUAUGGGGACAUAUAUAUUCUUUUUUUGAAAUACCGUUGAGUAAUAUGUUUUUAUUGGAAUUGAACAUCGAACACACAUAUAUUUAACCCAAUGAA